Messenger RNA from Mizuhopecten yessoensis (Yesso scallop), 4340 nucleotides. RefSeq names its product serine/threonine-protein kinase SIK2-like. Gene Ontology annotation, molecular function: ATP binding; tau-protein kinase activity; protein serine/threonine kinase activity. Gene Ontology annotation, biological process: protein phosphorylation; microtubule cytoskeleton organization; intracellular signal transduction. The record is from RefSeq and is a predicted model, not a curated record. NCBI's taxonomy places the organism in Eukaryota, Metazoa, Mollusca, Bivalvia, Pectinida, Pectinidae. Bases 157 to 3417 code for a protein of 1086 amino acids. The transcript has 8 exons. Gene Ontology annotation, cellular component: cytoplasm.
CGGUACUGACGUCACACUGACGUCACAAUCCGGUAUACACGGCUCAGCGCCAUGCAAAAUAAUAUGAAGCAGUCACUGAGUGAGUUUGGGGCUAAAGAGACUCUGUGUGUGGAUGUACGACAAAAAAGAACGGAUUUUACUAACCAAACAUAGACCAUGGUCAUGGCUGAGAGAUCGAAGGGUCACGUUCGGGUGGGAUUUUACGAUAUUGAGAGGACCAUUGGAAAAGGAAACUUCGCGGUGGUCAAACUGGGAAAACACCGUAUCACGAAAACCGAGGUUGCCAUCAAGAUUAUCGAUAAGACACAACUGGAUGAAAAUAAUUUAAAGAAAAUUUACAGAGAAGUUCAAAUCAUGAAGCUUUUAAGUCAUCCGAAUAUAAUCAAGCUUUACCAGGUUAUGGAAACUAAGAAUAUGCUGUACCUGGUUUCAGAAUAUGCUCCGAAUGGUGAAAUAUUUGAUUACAUUGCCAGACAUGGUCGCAUGACGGAACUAGAGGCACGCAAGAAGUUUUGGCAGAUCAUACUAGCGGUGGAGUACUGUCAUAAUCAUCACGUGGUUCACAGAGACCUGAAGGCUGAGAAUCUCCUGUUAGAUGCUAACAUGAAUAUAAAGAUAGCAGACUUUGGGUUUGGAAAUUUCUUCAAGACGGGGGAACACUUAGCUACGUGGUGUGGGAGUCCGCCCUAUGCUGCCCCGGAGGUGUUCGAAGGCAAGAAAUACCUGGGACCCCAAAUUGAUAUAUGGAGUCUGGGUGUAGUUUUAUAUGUCUUAGUGUGUGGAGCACUGCCAUUUGACGGCCAUAAUCUACAGAUGUUGAGGGACCGUGUCCUGUCAGGCCGGUUCCGAAUUCCAUUCUUCAUGUCAACAGAGUGCGAAAGUCUCAUUCGUCGUAUGUUGGUGCUUGAUCCUUCCAAGCGCCUGACCAUCGGUCAAAUUAAGAAACAUAAAUGGAUGUUGGCGGAUGGCGGUCCACCCAAGCUACAGUCACCUCCUAGUCCAAUUAUCGGGUAUAAUGCAAAGAUUGGCGAAUUUAAUGAGCAGAUUUUACGACUCAUGCACAGUCUUGGGAUAGACCAGCACAAAACUAUGGAGGCAUUGAAGAGCGAUGCGUACGAUCACUAUACUGCCAUUUAUUACCUCCUCUUGGAGCGCUUGAAACAGCACCGCAGCAGUUUCCCACCUGAGAAUCGAAUAGAUCCGCGGAAGCGCCGACCAAGUACGAUAGCGGAACAAGCCAUGCUUCACCAUACACAGACUAGUCAAUCUGAUCAUACGACCGACGGAGGCAUGCAGCGUAUACCCCUAGUCAACGUCAAACAGGGCAUGUUUAGUCAUACGACUGACUGUACUCAUCCACCCAAUGUGAACUUUUUAAAUGAUAUUGAUAUUCCAACGCCCAGUGUGGCUGGGUGUUUAAAGGAAAUUGUAUCCAUCGGGGUUGUGGCGAAGACAACUACCCCGAACCCACGUGCGACGCGCCUCAUUACUACAUCAAUAGACGAGGGUGUCGAGGUGGAUAUCAUGGACUCGCCUGAUGACAAUAGUGCUGCCGGUAAAGGCCAGUUUGUGCGUGACGGUUUUGGCAUGGGACUCAUACCAAGCUGUGCUUUUGGUGACCUGUCACAGUUGAACACUAAUGGUAAUAAUAGUAUCACAUCCAUUAGCACAGGCAUUGGUUCGCCCUUUGCCAGUUUUGACUCCUCAAUGGAGCCCGAUUUUAUGUCUAGUCUUUCAGAAGGUUCCCAGUACUCGACGGGUUCCGGGUCAUUAUCAGGCGGCCCUAGUUAUGCCAUUGGCAAUCCAGAUCCCCCCGUCACAGGCAAUGACUCUGGUGCUAUGGGGGAUUCUUAUCAGGACAAUACUGGCUCUAUAGAUGCAUCAGGGUCCGAAGAGUACUCGCAAGAUCGCAGUCAAACACGAUCGCCAGUCAACUUCCGUGAAGGGCGACGGGCUAGUGAUGGGUUAGUUGCACAGGGAAUAUUCGCAUUUAGACAACGACUUCAGAACAGUAUGCGUGCGGAGGGUAUGAUUGAGCUACGGGAGGAGCACCAGGAACUUCAGAACAUGUUCAGUGGGAUGCCUUCCACGGAGCAGUCGGUUGCCCUUCAGCAGCAGCACUCGGAAUACAUAGAAAAAAAUGGUCGUCAGUGGUCACUUGAGGAUGGCCAACAUGCCCAAGCCCAACGACCUCCACGACCUUUGAUGAAGAGAAUGAGUUUGCCCUCAGAGACAUUUGACCUCCAGCCUCACAGGCUCCUUGCCAUAAAACAGAGCCUACAAGUUGAGCGGGAGCUGGAUCGCGUCACCAGCAAUGAAGAAUUGACCCAGCAGGGGGCAGCAGCACCACCAUUCUGUCAGCAAUAUGACUUCCCGCUGCAGAGCAAUCCCUUAAAACAACAGUUCCUGCAACAUCGACUGCAGCAAAAGCGACAGACACUUCAGAAACAGACUCAGCUUCAACAUCAGUUUCAGCAGAUGCACAUCGUCCCCUGUGACCCAUCCUCAUUAUCAUCAGCCAAUCAAAUUCCUCGUAAACAGAGACAUUCUGGUAAACAUGACGAGUUGAAUCAUCUGAGUCGACCACCAGUAAUUCGGAAGAUCUCAUACAAGCUGGCACAGCAACAGCCCGUCAUGCCCCCAAUGUCAGAUGGGGGCGAUGCACCAUGGCCACAAAACUUGCUGCCACCUACGCAAGAGAACGAUGGUCAGGAGGAAGUUGGGCAGGAACGAGUUCCAAUGCAGAAUGUAUCGGUGGUAAUCCAGCAGCUGCAGCAACAACAACAACGGACGGUGUGUGUUCCGCCGUUGUAUACAGCACAUCAAUUGCAGCUACAACAACAGCAACAACAACAGCAGGAGCAACAGCAGAAUCAACAGAAUCAACAGGUGCUGGACUACCAGCAAAAUCAUCAACAACAAAUGCAAAUGAAUCAACAACAGCAACAUCGACAACAGCAGAAUCAGCAAAUUAAUCAACAGCAGCAGUCAUCUGGGGGGCCAGUCACACAUCACUCGCCGGGGCGUAAAAACGCAUUCAUACCCCAGGGGGGUGAACUGGCACUUCUCCAACAACAAUAUGCAUUGGAAAAACAACUACAGCAACAGCAACAACAGGUGCCGAGCUUCACCUUUACAGGGGCUCCUCUAAACGACGAGGUCCUGGUCGCUGAAAUAAAUAACUCUCAAAUCUCACUCAGCAUUGAGUCAAAUCAGCUGUCACUGUCACAGCUACCCUCUUCAUCACCUCACUCCUCCACAGAGUCACUCAAACAGACCUCCUGGGACUCGCAGCAUCACAACGGAGUUAUCUCCCCUCCUAGUCACACAUCACAGGACACGGGCGUGGUUGUGUUGCCGUACUAUAUGGCCCAGCCCCUGGUGACCACAAUUGAUGAUCAUAUGGAUGUGUCGUAGCCGUCGUAGUGUACCUGUGUAUUGUAAUGUAUGAGUGCCUGAAAGGUCAUGUGUACGAUUAGAUAUAAUAUGUGUGUAUCCAUACUUGUAUGUGUGUAUGUAAGUUUGUGUAGGCGUGUGUAGAUAUAUUAUGUCGGGGUGUGAAUGUGUGUUUUAGUAAGCUAUACAUGUAAACAUAUGUACUCAGCAUAUAAGUGCGAUUUUUGGAAGUUUCUGUGGCCUGCGUCAUUUGUCUUCAAAUUGCAGAAAAGCCUGAUUCCGAUUUAUUGACAUGUAGGUAAGCAUUGUUGGAAGCAGCGUUAAGACCUGGUUUAGUGUUACACUUCAAGAUCUGCAAAGUGAACAAUAUAUAAAUGAAAAUAUACGUUAGAAAUUUGUUUCAUACCUUUCCAUAUUGGCAGACAUUGAUAUGAUCUUAACUCAUUCCUGAAGACACAUUUGAACUCUUCCAAUUCAACGGUUGGAAUAGUUCAUUAUAAAAUUUCAGGGGUGAAUGAGUUAAUUAUAAUCUAAUGUGUACUUUGAAGAGAACUGAUCCAGAUCCCAGUGUGUGUGGUGUAUGGUGUAGUUAUGCCCUUAUGAGGGUGUGUAUGUUAGUCUAUGUAGUGUCUAAAUGUUAUCAUACCCUAGAUAGCAUCACAGCUAGUCAAGUUGUUCUGGUAUCAUGGUCUAGUGAAAGUUUUAUUUCUAUAAGCCUCUCUUCAUUUGGAAAUUAAUAUUUACUAGCUUUGCCUGAUGGUAAUAUAUGAAAAUAUAACAUACAGAAAAGUGUCGGAACAGGAUGAGAGUUUUCCCUGAAUUGAAACUUUUGUAUUAUGUGCUAAAAUUCUGUGCUAAAUAAUGAGGUAUUUUAACCCUUUCACCUCUGUAGACCACAAUGGACCCAUCCAGAUCAAUGCAUGGUAGAGUCUACUAGAGUUACA